Molecule: messenger RNA, 2623 nt
Organism: Hylaeus volcanicus
Lineage: Eukaryota; Metazoa; Arthropoda; Insecta; Hymenoptera; Colletidae
Gene: OstDelta
Product: dolichyl-diphosphooligosaccharide--protein glycosyltransferase subunit 2
Exons: 11
Coding region: 124-2076 (650 amino acids)
Biological process (GO): protein N-linked glycosylation
Cellular component (GO): oligosaccharyltransferase complex; membrane
Source: RefSeq, a predicted model, not a curated record
CCACGUUGCCAACUACUUCCGGAAUGAAGGAUCGUCCAUUUUUCUGUACACGCGCAAUGGGUGCAGAGCCAUUUUGUACGGAGCAUCAACGUGGCAACCGGCGUGCCCGGUAUUCUUGCUACCAUGAAUAUUUCCUUACUAUUGUUAAUUGCAAUCACGCAAAUAACAAUAUGUUUGUCAGCCAACGAAGCUCAGCAGUCGACAAAUUCGUACUUAACAGUGGCUGAUAAAGCUCAUUUUAAAAAAAUCCUUGAACCAGGUUUGAAAUCAAACGAUGUAUCUCUUGUAUAUUAUGCUGUUUAUGGAUAUAAGCUUCUUGGUGAAACAUUACCAAACCAGAAGGAUAUUUGCGAUAGCUUGAUGAAGGUUGCAAAAGAUGAAACAAAUCUUAAUACUGAGAAAGCAUUUUUCAUUGCAUCUACAUGGAAAGCCAUUGGAAGCUGUCCAAAUAAUCCAAAUAUCGCAAAGGUGCUCCUGAGCGUGGUAGAUAAGGAUGGUUCCAGUAUGUUGGAAUUGUAUUAUGCAGUCAAUGGUUUAACAGCGUUAUCUCAAAAACUGCCACGCGAGAAAAUUGAUAAAGUAGUUAAAGCGAUGCAGAGUAUGUUACGAAAGGACGACAAUCUCUGGAACUUGGGUUAUACUUUUCACAUCGCCUCAGACUUGGGAGCUAGCGGUGUAGUUGCUUGGGAUCGUAUCGAAGAUGCAAUCGUUCAGGCCGACGAAGUAGAUGGACAGUACUUGCAGUUCGAAGGUGGCUUAUCUGUGACUAGUUUCUUAGUUAACGGCAUUUUAAAACUCUCUAAUACUUUGAAGACAAAGCCACCAUUAACGACUGUACAAACCGUUAAAAUGGCUAAUUAUCUUCUUUCUCGACGGUCUGUACAGACGCCAAAAGGGGUUACGAAUCUACUUUCGGCGUUAACGACUAUGGCAAACAGCGAUAUUGAAAAACCAGCUUGCAUAACAUUAGCCAACGAAGGAAUCGGUAUUUCUGCUCAGCAGCCGUUGGUCACGGUGAAGGUCUGCGAUAUUUUGGGCAAUUCGCUGACCAGUGUGUCCAAAGUGAUCGCAAAUUCGGCAACACGAGUAGGAGAUGAUUCUGUCGUUUUGAGUAAACAGAGCUUGCAGGCUUCACCGACGGACAAAACGUUAUACACGUUAAAUCUCAUGGAAACUAAGCCGGAACGUGGAUUCUACAAGAUAUCUAUUACGGCCGGAACGGUGACGAACACAGUUACAGUAAAAGUCCUUUGUCAAGUAAUGGUUGAUUAUUUGGAGAUCGGUACCGGUGAUGCUGAUCAAACUACUCAGCCAAAGCUGUCACGAGUGACCUACCCGGAGAAACUAACUAAUAAGAUAGAAGCUGACUCGCAGCAAAAAUUGGUCAUGCGGUUUUUACUUAAAGACGGUGCCACUAAGAAGAAUAUGCGAACCCAUCAAGCUUUUGUACGACUCUCUUCUGCGUCUACUUCGAACGAUGGUAAAAAGGGUCACGAAAUUCUCUUUGUGGCCGAACCAGAUGCGUCGCAUGUUUACAAGUUCGAUAUGCCAGUCGGGUCUGCAGCCGGGAACUUCGACCAUCAAAGCGGAGAUUACAACGUGGAACUAAUCGUCGGUGACGCUAUUCUGAAUAAUCCUUUCCAGUGGAAACUGGCAACAGUCACUUUAAAAUUCCCUGAACCGACUUCAGCCGAACGAAUCGAUAAAAGCAAUUCUCACAGGCCUAAACUUGACGUCUAUUCAACCAAACCGGAGAUAAAGCACAUGUUCCGUGAACCAGAGAAGAGGCCUCCUGCAUUCGUUUCCAACUUAUUCACUGGCUUAUGCUUGGCACCUGUUCUUUUGUUGUUGAUCUUGUGGGCUAAACUCGGAGCAAACAUAUCAAACUUCCCUCUUUCGGUUAGCGCUUUCACGUUUCACACUGGAUUAGGAAGUAUCUUCGUACUUUUCGGAAUAUUUUGGCUAAAAUUGAACAUGUUCGUCACUCUUCGAUACCUACUCAGCCUUGGUGUCGUCACGUUCCUCGCUGGCAAUAAACUGUUAUCACACAUAGCUCAUAAACAUAAGUCGCGUUAAUUUAGUGCAUAUCUUAUCAGACAAAAGUGAACACACAAGAGAAACAAAAAAGACUGACAUUGUCCAAGUUCGCGUUAUUGAACAAGUGUCACAGUAAGAGAUUAUCGAAGAGUAGCAGCUGUCCGUAUUCGCUGUUCACAUUUUGUCCAUUGAUUUACACAUUAAUUUAGUCAAAACUUUUUGUAAUAAAUGAUGUUUGUCUCAUCGACUCAAGAAUGAUAUUUGCUUCGUACUUAAUAUAAACCAAUGAAUCACGCACAAAUGAAAGCAAUAAUAGUUGCGUACGAACAAAUCAGGUUUGCUAUAUGAAUUCAUUGCUAUGAUUGUUGUUAAUUUUAUUUAUUGAAAACAAAGUAUUCCUUACACAAUGUAAUUACGACAAUUACAAGAGUACACGUAUCGUAGGAGUAUAUAAAGAUGUAAAAUUAGUCACCUGUAGAAAUUUUAUUUUAUGUUAUUCUUCUGUAACAGUAAGCGGUUGCGUAGGAUUCAGUCAUUUGGUUAGGCGUUAAAAUAUGUUUCGCUCAUAAACCAGCAUUUUAUAGAA